Molecule: messenger RNA, 4206 nt
Organism: Temnothorax curvispinosus
Lineage: Eukaryota; Metazoa; Arthropoda; Insecta; Hymenoptera; Formicidae
Exons: 5
Source: RefSeq, a predicted model, not a curated record
AAGCCAAUCGGUCCCGUUUGCGUUUCAGUCGCCCCAAGUGCGUGCAAGGCCGAAGGGAAGAGGGUUCAACGUCCGUAUCUGGAUCAUGCCGAAAUCGUGCCGAAUCUGACACCGCGGUCGGUCGUCGGUCGGCACGCCGUACCCCCGGUCGGGAAGAAGCGGCGCGGCUUCCGGUGCCGCACUCGUAGCAGUGGGAUAUGAAGGUGAGGCGGGAAGGGGGUUCACAGUUCGUCGGAGCGGCUAACGAUCGUCGGUGCCGAUCGUGGACGACGGAUCGGCGAGGGACCGUCGUCGCCGUCGUCGUCGUGCGACGAUGAGCGGGAACGAUUCGAGCGCGACGGCGACGCUGACACCGACGAGCGUCGCCGUCGUCCCCGCGGUCAUUUCCGUCGCGGAUGAGGAGGAGGAGGAGGACCCGACGACGGCGGCCUUGACCCUCGAUUGCGUCGAGUCCGGCGCCGACAUGGACCUGGUGAACGGACCGAAUCCCUGGCUUCCGGCCUACGGCUUCCAGCUGCAGCAUCACUCCCAGUUUCAGCCGGCGCACUUGGAGGAUCUACGGGCUAAUGAUACGGUGCUAGUGCAACAAAUUGAUUUUCUGGAAACGAUUCUGGAGGAGACAUCCGACGAUCUCCAGAGCGACUCCGAUCGCAGCGGAACGACAUAUUGGUUGGGGUCCGAUUCGGAGACCGAGAGCGUCAUCCAUAUCAAAACGAAGCAGAGAUCAGCAGACGAGCGGCUGGACGGCAGCGGCAGCGAUUGCAACUCGGUGGUGCCGAAGAAGCGACGCCGUCGCGACCAUGGCGCCGAUCAUCAUCACCACCACCAUCAUCAUCAUCAGCAAGUAACGGCCUACGACGAGUACCCGGCGUCGCCGAGGUCCUCCAGGUCCACCGCCUCCUCCAGAUCGAGCUCGCUGCUGCAGUUCGAAUCCUUGGAGAGGACCUGCGCGACCCUGUCACCUUCCAGCUAUAGUUUCGAUUCCCUGGAGUAUUCCAAUCGGUCGAACGCCUCCCAUCCGGAGAAUGACUCGCCCGAUAGCUUGGAGCAGGACUACGACAGGCUGCUACCGAACGGUUUUGCCAGCACCCUGGCGGACCAUUUCCCGAGGAUCAGGCCCUACCGCAGCUUCGAGAGCCUGGACACGUGCCAGAAGGACGAGGGUUUCGGCCAGGCGUCCAUGUCGAACGGUUUCGCGCCUUUGUACCUGAAGAGGGGUGCUGAUCUGUCGAAUAUUAGGAAAAACAACCAGCGUCCAAGAGAUUUCUGGCACGAGGACGAGGAAUAUGAAGACGACGACGAUGACGACGACGAAGAAGAGGAGGAUGACGAGUACGAUUUCGAAGAGUACGAACGAAGCCGAACGAACGCGGAUUCCCGGUUGACGACCGGUUUCGAGGAUCGGCUGCUGUUCGGCGAGUCCGGCAAGUACGCGACGUCCUUGGACUAUCGGAACACGAUCGACUUGCGGGAGAUCGGCGUGGAGACGAAGAGGGACGCGCUUUUGGAACUCAAGUCCGGCCAGAAGACGGCUAGGUUAAAUAUAGCCGGUAGCGGUGUGGAGCAUCAUCAUCACCACCACCAUCAUCAUCAUCAUCAGCAUCCGCAGCAGCAGCAGCAGCAGCAGCAGCAGAAUUCGGAGCACCAGCAGCAGCAGUACCAACAGCAGCAGUACGAUCAACACGAUUACCAUCACCACCACCACCGCCGCCAACAACAACACCAAGGGUGGAGCGACGAGGAGCACUUUAAUUUUAGAUUCACGGACAAGUCGCAGAGCGCGCCCAGUCUGCUUGACGGUGUCGAGGAGUCAGCACGCUGCACCUCGCCGUCUCGUCUUCGCACCUCGAGGACGACCUCCUACGUGUCGACAUCUUCUCUCUUCGAGAAUUACACGCGGGUGGCCAGCGUGCCGGUGGACUUGAAUCUCUGCGGCGUCGCCGCUACGUGCGACGACGAGAUGAACGGUCACGAAAUGGCGGAGACCGCGCCCGGCGACGAGGCCGCGACUCUGAAGAGCUCGCUAGAAGAAGAUACGAUCCUAAAAGAAAACGAUGAAACGCAAGUGGGAACGAAGGUCGUCUUGACCAGCUCGGUCAGGACGCAACCGGCCCAGGGCGCGCUCAUGGACGGCGACAUGAAGGAACGCGAGAAGGAAAACGAAGAACGAACGAAGGUCGAACGCGCGAGCGAUCGUUGCGAGACGCGCAACAAACAAACGAAAACUACGUCGACGGUGAAGACUCAAGAUCGCUCCAACUGUGUAUUGGACAUCGCGAUGGUGACGGAGAACGAUCUCGACGAAGCCAUCAAGCAAUUUAAGCGCGAGGUGGAGGAAGCGGCCGCCUCCGGAGUGGCGAACGCCGCCAUUUUGGCGAUGGAGACGAUUCAACGAACUGCGUCCGGUCGAGUGAAGAGUCGAAAAGUGAAGAACAACGCCAGUUACGAGCUGGCGCAGCAACUCGAGGUGGACGAGAGAAAUUUUCAGAAGAAAUUGAAAGAUAACGAUGAAGAACGCGAUGGUGCUAACUCCCCCGGGAAGAAACGGGUGCUGAACAACGCCAGCUACGAAUUGGCGCAGCAGUGCGACUACAUCAAGGCGUUGCAGAGCUCAAGAGCGGCGUUCCAGCGAAUGGACGCGUGCGACGAAUUAGAGGAAGCUGCAUCCGGACGCUCCUCGAAGCUAAAUGUCGCCGACGUGAUGCGCCAAAUGGGCUCUGACACGAACGUCAGCGAAGACUCCAAGCCGAAAGAGCCGCAGAACGACUCGUUCUUCGGUCAGAUAAAAAAAAACUCGGAUCCAUUUUCAGCCUGUGGCGAUGCUAGCGCGCUGAAUCCACGGUUGUUAGACGACGAGGUAGAUUAUCCCUGCUUGGAAACCAAACCUAUAGGAGCAUCCUGCUUGGAAAAUAGGGUCGUUUUACGCGAGAAGAUCGAAUCAGAGAAGUCAAUCCCAUUGAAAAGUGUCCUUGAAAAUUCCUCGACGGUAUCCUCCUACGUCGACGAGGAAUCACCCAUCAAACGAAACGAAGAAGAGACUGGAGACGCGAAGAAGACAUUUAUCGGCGAGUUUUAUCCGGAACGCGUGGCGCAGCUUCCUCGGAAGUCUCCUGAGGCGGACGAGAGCGGGGUUCAAGAACGGAAAAUAAACUCGGAGAACGCGUCGUCGGAUCGGGACCACGAAGAUCAUUCUCGUAGUUCUGGCUCGAACGAUCGAGGCGCCGGCGAGUGUCUGUGGAGGGUCGUGAUCGAGAAGCAAGCGGUGACGAAGAAGGAAGAGGAGAAGGAGGAAGAGAAGAGGGACAGGAUGGAGGCAGUGGAAAAGAAGGAGGUAGAGGAGGAGGGACACAGUGUCCGCGGUGUUGGCUCCGAGUCCCCACCCGGCGGUACGGGUUCACUCGGUGAACGUAGUAGUGGGAAGCCCGCGGUGGCCGUGGCGGCAGUUGAUACGAAUCAUCGCGGUGGUGAUCGCGACAAACGUCAGGGCGACGAGCAGCAACGCGCGCCGAGCAUCAACAAGCCGGACGCGAGCGUCGCGAACGCGAAACGAUCGUCGUCGUUUGUUGCCCCGAAGAGGGAGCCCGCGAGGACCUACGCGGUAUCUUCAACCUCCCUACCGUCGUCCUCGUCCUCCGCCGCCAUGAAGAGCGAGGAGAGAAAGAAGGGCGGUCUGGGCGGCUUUCUGCAGAGGUUCUCCAGGCUGAGGUUCAGCGGCAGGACGAAAGUGCCGCGCUCGGAGGCGCACAAGAAGACCGUCGAGCCGACGACGAGAACGCAGGAGGAGCAACAGCUGGCCACGGCCAAGAAGAAGGAGCCGGAUUAUAUCAUCAUACCGUUGCACCCGCCAGAGGAAGAGAGGAGACGCCAGCAGGAGGUCGUUACUCUCGAGGAGGCCGCCAGGAGGAACAAUGUGGACAUUCAGAGAAGCGCCUCCAGUGUCAGCAGCAACGGGAGGGCACCAGUGUCCAGCAAGCCGCCCCUGCCACCGCAACCGCCACGCGUCGCCGCUCUGGGCAUGUCGACGCGAGCGUCGGCGUCGGCGUCGGCGUCGGCGUCGCGCCGACGCGCCGCCACGGACCUUGGUAACCCGGCGGCGAUCGAGAUGGCGAAGGCCCGCGCGAUGCAGGCCGCCCAGGAGCGCCCGGUCGGCCUACUGGAGACCGACCUCGACGAGGCGGUGAUCAGCACGAGCUACAACGGCACGAC